AUGGCAGACGGGAACGUCAUUGCCUAUAACGUGGCUGUGUUCAUCAGCACUUUAUUCGUCCUCGAGUUCGGGUCCGACAAGUUCGUCGACCACACCGCCGUUGUCGCACGACGCACCGGGGUACCUGACACAAUAAUCGCGCUUCUCACGGCCGGCGCGGAAUGGGAGGAGCUGGUUGUCGUUAUUUCCUCUCUUGCCCAAGGACGUUCGUCACUGGCAGUGGGUAACAUCGUCGGGUCUGCCAUCUCGAAUAUACUCGGCGCCUUUUCACUGGGUCUCGUAUUCCGUGGGACGGAAGAGACAACCCAGUUCGAUAGGAGUUCUCGGAUAUAUUCAGUUCUCCUGCUGAUUGUCACCACCUUUGUUACGCCCGUCACAUACUUUUCCCGCGGGACGAUUUGGAUAACAUGCGGUGCCAUUUUGAUCGCCGUCUUCGCCGUUUACUUGAUUUCAGUAGGCUGGGCAAUCAGCAAGGGCAGCCUUGCGGCUCCGGAAGACUCGGAUGAGAGCAGCGACCAGAGCAGCGAUGGACAAAGCGACGCGGACUCAGCAGGGACGUCGGCCAGUCGAGAAUUGACCGAGGACCAGGAACCUUGCGCCUGGCUACACCAACGGAGCGGCAGUUCGACACCCCUUCUCCCAGCACAGAGGGUCAGCCGUGGACGUCAAAGUCUGGGAUACCAUAUCCUUUACCUUAUGUUUGGGUUCUUAGCCAUCUGUCUGGCCGGUUAUGUCAUAUCCCACGCUGCAAUGAACAUCACCGAUACCCUCGGCCUCUCUGAUGUUCUCUUCGGAGUCAUUGUCCUCGCUAUUGCCACCACACUCCCUGAGAAAUUCGUUGCCGUUAUGAGUGGACACCGAGGACAUAUUGGGAUCCUUGUGGCUAAUACUGUUGGUAGCAAUAUUUUUCUUCUAUCACUCUGUAUGGGCAUCAUCAUGGUCGACACUUCCGGGGAAUUCAAUAGUGGCAAUGUCAACAUCCCCGAACUAGCAGUGUUGUGGGGCUCAACUCUUGCUUUUACGUUAACCGUUUGGAUCGGUGGCAGAUUUGAUCGUUGGAUCGGAGGCGCAAUGCUUGUUGGCUACGUUGCCUUCAUCGUGCUAGAGUUUACAGUUAUUCACAACGUCGCCGUUACGUAG
This is a messenger RNA of Diaporthe citri, 1140 nucleotides long. RefSeq lists its product as uncharacterized. The coding region runs from base 1 to 1140 and encodes 379 amino acids. The record is from RefSeq and is a predicted model, not a curated record. Gene Ontology annotation, cellular component: membrane. Gene Ontology annotation, molecular function: calcium channel activity; calcium, potassium:sodium antiporter activity. Gene Ontology annotation, biological process: calcium ion transmembrane transport; intracellular calcium ion homeostasis. Lineage: Eukaryota; Fungi; Ascomycota; Sordariomycetes; Diaporthales; Diaporthaceae. The transcript is spliced from 2 exons.